Molecule: messenger RNA, 219 nt
Organism: Ctenocephalides felis (cat flea)
Lineage: Eukaryota; Metazoa; Arthropoda; Insecta; Siphonaptera; Pulicidae
Product: visual system homeobox 1-like
Exons: 3
Coding region: 1-219 (72 amino acids)
Biological process (GO): regulation of transcription by RNA polymerase II
Cellular component (GO): nucleus
Molecular function (GO): sequence-specific double-stranded DNA binding
Source: RefSeq, a predicted model, not a curated record
AUGAGCCCACUUGAUGCCAGUAAAGACUUUACGGUCGAUGGUAUAAAUGGAUUUAAUAAAAAGAAAAAGAAGAAGCGAAGACAUAGCAGGACUAUUUUCACUUCGUUUCAGUUGGACGAGCUGGAAAAGGCGUUCAAGGAAGCACAUUACCCAGACGUGUAUGCCAGAGAAAUGCUAUCGUUGAAGACUGAUUUACCAGAGGAUAGGAUACAGGGGUAA